Xylaria bambusicola is the source of this 2448-nucleotide messenger RNA. RefSeq lists its product as uncharacterized. Bases 170 to 2335 code for a protein of 721 amino acids. Gene Ontology annotation, cellular component: nucleus. The transcript is spliced from 2 exons. The record is from RefSeq and is a predicted model, not a curated record. Lineage: Eukaryota; Fungi; Ascomycota; Sordariomycetes; Xylariales; Xylariaceae.
GUUGCCUGGCAACCAACCUUUUAGGUACUGACCCGCCUACCUCCUUAGGUAGCCAAACCCAGCCCGAGAUACCUACGCCACUCUUAUAGCACAACAUGCUGGAUUGCCUCAUCAUGAUAGCACUAACAAAAUAAAAAACUAUAUUUACUUUGCACCUAUACAGAUAUUCAUGGCAAUGACAGAUGGAUUGAGCAGCGACGAUGAAUUCCCAGAGGUUGAGGUCAUCGUCCAGAGGCGCAAACAGGGGACCACAUGCAAGGAUCUCGGUGACGAUAAAGGAAGUGCGCCAAGGCAACCUGGCUCUCCAGAAUCAACACAUAUGAGCUUCGAUAAGGCCCUUGUGAAGACACCUGCUACUGCGAGACGUCGGCGAAGGCUUGGUCAAAGCCAGCCCGUCGACCAUUCACUCCUGAAGCCGUGGGACGGCGUAGAAGUGGAAAACGGAGCAGAUGGCCGACUUCCCAGAUUCAGGCAGCCUUCCAUCAGGCCGGCGGACAGAACAGAAGAAACAGACGCUACUGCAACGGGAGGAAUGAUGCGCCGUCUUCCAGCGAGGACCAAAAUCACCGAAGCUCGUGUCAUGGCUAGCAGUACCGUGAUCGAUAAUCCACCAGAGGAGAGAAAGACACGACGGCUGAUAUCGCGAGGUGCAAUGAAAGCUAUGGAUUUGAAAGUUUUUGAGAAAGAAGUAGACUCUCUACUUACUUCGGAUGAGUUAGAAUCGGAUGCGGAGAAUUGGACUGAAGAUGAGGACUCGGACUUUAUUCUGAGAGGAGAUUCAUCCGAAGCCCUUUCAAUAUCCUCUCAGCCGCGCCCACGAAGCCCGAGUAGCCCUCGUCGCUUGCAGCGCCGUGUACUGUCUUCAUCGAAAACGCCAGCAUGGGCUAAGUCGAGACAAGAUGAAUCAAUAACACUCCCUAAAGAGCAGCGAGAGAAGCAGACCAUAGCGAAGAAGGCGACUACGAGAAAAGUGAAAACCGCGCCUCGAGGAGAUCUGGAGGAUUUCUUCAAGGAACUUAAGAUAUCCUAUGAAGACUCUGAACCAGAGAGACUAGGUACCGGGACUCCACUGGUACCGAUUUUGGACCCUAUAACCCCUAGAAAGAAGACCACAACUUCUCCAGCCAAGGUCCCGCGAAUACCUAUGUCGCCCUGGAAACCAGAGCAUAAGGAAUUCUGGGACCCUGAGGUGAACUUUGCUUGGAUUGACAAGCAUUCACCCCCGAAGAAGACCACAAAAAAGGUGCUGGACCUCGAGGCGUCCAAUGUUAAAGAUGAGCUGAAGCGCAAAUAUGGCACCAGCCCUGAGAAAAAGCAAGCAAAGAAAGCCUUUGACGCCGUCAAAGAAGACCUCGCGCGCGAUUUCCUCCAAGAGCUCGACCAAGUUAUCACGGACGGGAAACUAGCGCAGCUUACAGAGGCGACUGGCGGCCUACGCAUCGUGUGGUCAAACACGCUACUUACGACGGCCGGGCGCGCACAUUGGAAAUGCAAGACAACAACGACGACAUCGAAACAACCCUCUGCAUCUUCAGUAUCGAGUAAAAGCACUGCCAGCACCACCACCGCUACAGCGAAGUCGACAACAGCACAACACUCUGCUCAUAUCGAGCUCGCCCUCAAGGUCCUCUCCAACGAGCCCGACCUGUUGAAUACCGUGGCCCACGAAUUCUGCCAUCUCGCCGUGUUCAUACUGCACGGGAAGCCCAAGCUCGCUCACGGCGCCGAAUUCAAGUCCUAUGGCCAACGUGUCAUGCGGGCGGCCUCAGGAAUCGCCGCCACCGACGGUAAUACAGCCACACUGAAGACGCCGCAGAACUGCAGCGUCGAGAUCAACGUCACGACGCGCCACAGCUACGAGAUCGAGUACCGCUUCGUCUGGCGAUGCGCGGACUGCGGCUGCGAGGUGCACCGACACUCGCGGAGCGUGGACCCGGCGCGUCACCGAUGCGGGCGGUGCAAGAAGGGUAUUCUCGUACAAGUGAAGCCUGUUCCGAGAGGCGGUAAAGGGAAAGGAGACGGGGAAAACAGUGGCGAGCUGGGGACGGAAAAGCUAGAGGCGAAAGGAGAUGGGGUGCAGAAGAGGAAGAAGACAGCCUAUCAGGAAUUUACGUCCCGCGAGAUGAAGGCCUUAAGCGUCUCGCAUAAAAACCUGUCGUUCAAGGACAAGAUGGCCUUGGUCUCAGCGCGGUGGAGCGAGCGUCAGAAAGCGAUGAAGAAGGAGACGGAGGCAGCUGUGCCUGCCGCUGUUAGUGUUCGGGGUUUGACGGCUGCUGUGGGCGUGCUCAGUCUCGAUGAUGAUCGCAGCGAUGGAGGCGGCGUUGAAGCUCAUUAGCGAGAAAGCCGUGUGUGCGGUAUUUCGGCGUAGAUUGUUUAGUUUGGUACUCUAUGUGUUAUUAAGGGGUAGCCCCUGAGCGGUGUAGUUGUCAUAAUCAAUGAUUACCCAGU